CAAUUUAACUUGAAUAAACCUCUAUAUAUCAAUAAAUAAGGUUGUAUUAACAGCGUUACUAUUGUUGUGGUGAGACGUGUCAGUGAGUGUGUUGUUGUUGUUGUUGCAGGUGUCACACCUCUACAAGGUAGCAACGUACUCUGUCGUACUGUCAACCUCAGAAUGAUCUCGGACGUUCAGCUGGCUGUAUUCGUAAACAUCCUAGGGGUUUCUCUCUUCCUUAUGGUUGUCCUCUACCAUUAUAUAUCUGCCAACAACCCCAAAACACACUAAGACACUCAUGUGGAUGAGGCAUUGCAUCUGUGAGGGAAGGUAUGUAAAAUAGUCAUUAAGUGUGAAAAGAUGGGGAAGAGAUAUUAUUGUGACUAUUGUGACAGAUCAUUACCAUACAGUGUAGAGGCCCGCAAGAAACAUGAUUAUGGACACCAUCAUCAGAAGUUAAAAAAACAUCAUUUUGAUCAGUUUAAAUCGGCCAGAGAACAAUUGCAAGAUGAAUUAUCAAGGGAGAAAUGUCGCCGUUUUCAUUCAGGCCAAGACUGUUCCUUUGGGGACACGUGCAUAUACUCCCACCUCACAGAUAUUGACAUAAGCAAUCUAAAACAACAAGCCAGGGAAGAGGAAUUGCAGUUGAAGAAAUUGAGGCUUCCCACUCUUGUGAAAAAUGGCAAGGAACCAUCACUUGAAUCAUGGCUUUCAAGGAAAGAGCAAAAGGUGCAGUCAACCUCAGAUUAUCCAGUGGAAGACAGCACUGACUGGGAACUGAAGUACACUAUUCCACCAAAUGUCGUUGUUUCUUGCCUUCCACCCUCGCUCAUUCCACCAUCUGCAGAGAGUUUGUUACAGUAUGAGUUUGUGGACUGGGGCUGAUGCUUUAAUAUAAUUGUUUGAUGUUAUUCAUAAUUUCUUUUUCUUUAUGGACUAUUUUUGAAGACUUUAAUAAAAAUAACUGAUAAUUAAA
Molecule: messenger RNA, 958 nt
Organism: Cherax quadricarinatus
Lineage: Eukaryota; Metazoa; Arthropoda; Malacostraca; Decapoda; Parastacidae
Product: zinc finger matrin-type protein 5
Cellular component (GO): U12-type spliceosomal complex
Molecular function (GO): metal ion binding
Source: RefSeq, a predicted model, not a curated record